AAAACCGGAACGAUCUAUAAAAAUACACCAUUUGUAAUUUUUUAACAGUGAAGAGUUCGUUGCCAACCGGAAGUGUUGCCAAGUGUUGUCAAACUUUCUUCGCGAAGUUUAUUUUGAUCAAAUCUCGAGUAAAAUGAAUAUUUUACCCCAUAAAAGUUGGCAUGUUCGAACCAAGAAGAACAUUGAACGCGUGCGACGAGAUGAAGAAAAAGCUGCCGAAGAAGAAAAAGAGAAGCAACGGAGGGUUGCUCUAGCUGAACAAGAGGCAAGGACUGAAAUUUUACGAGCAAAAGUACGACAAAAGGGUAUUGAAGAAAAUCCAGAGAACACAGUUUCUGAAGCUGUACCAGGACAGAGACACAUCAACUUUUUCUCUGCCAUACAAAAUGAAGAGGAAUCCAGUAAUAGGAAAAACAAAGAACAUGAAGCUGAGGAGAAGAGCAAGAAAGAGGAAUGGGAGAAGAAAAUCGGUUUGCUCACCUACCUUGGUCAAAGUGCUGUGGAGUCUCAGACCGUACCACCUUGGUAUCUUGACAAGAAACUUAAGAAGCAGGAAGCAAUAUGUUCAGACAAAAAACAGAAGCUUAGUGAUUUAGCCGACCCAUUACACGAAAUGGAGAAAUACUUGAAACACAAACAUCACAAGAAGCACAAGCAUGACAAGAAGAAAAACAAGAAAAGCAAGACGAAAUCAUCAUCAUCAUCAUCCUCGAAAUCUUCUUUAGAACAGCUCCGAGCGGAACGCCUACGAAGGGAGAACAAAGAGAAGGAGAAAGCUAAAAUGUUGUUUGCUAAGAUGAACAAGGGAUCAGUCCCCGAAAAGAGCAGUGAGACUAUCGUUGACCCCGACAGAGACAGACGAUACAGUAGCCAAUAUAACCCUUCUUUUGCACGGCAGAAUAAACCCAGGAACUAACGGCAGUGGUGGUGGUCGUUUAACCAACCAGAUCAGCCCCGAUUCCAGUGAUGACCAUCCCUUCGUAUUUUUUCAGGGAUGGUGUACCUUGGACUCUAUUAUCCAAAGGGUUCUCUUUGUUUUUUGAUUCCAGUGAUGACCAUCCCUUCAUAUUUUUUUAGGGAUGAUUUACCUUGGACUCUAUUAUUCAAAGGGUUCUCUUUGUUUUUUGAUUCCAGUGACGACCAUCCCUUCGUAUUUUUUCAGGGAUGGUGUUCUUUGGACUCUAUUAUCCAAAGGGUUCUCUUUUUUUUAAAACAGAUGAGUGUGUGCUUCGAGAAACAUUUGACUGCUAUUUCUAGCAGGUCAAACACCCACAUCUAUACUGAUCUAUGGACUUCAAAUUAAAAAGUUGAUUGUGUAGCCCUGAUGGAGUGGGCCUUUGGUCAGUGGUUUCCUAGCUGGAAGCAUAUCCAUUCUAUCCUUCUCUUUUGUCAAAACAGUAAGGUGUGAUUUGGUUGCUAUUUUUAGCAAGUUGAUCAACCACAUACAAUUUGUAGACCCCUUUGGCUCCAACUUGACUGGGAUGGACCCUCUUAGCCAUUCACUGUUAAUAAACAUUUUUUUUUUUAAAUAUUAGGUGCAGGCAUGGCUGUGUGGUAAGAAGCUUGCUUCACAACCACAUGGUUACAGGUUCAAUCUCACUGCAUGGCACUUUGGGCAAAUGUCUUUUAUUAUAGCCUUGGGCUGACCAAAGCCUUGUGAGUGGAUUUGGUAGACAGUAUUAAUGUCUACCAAAUCUGCUCACAAGGCUUUGGUCAUCAUUUUACAAUUUGGAGCAUGCUCUUGGGGUCACUGGAGUGGCGAAGAGAUAAUAUAUUUAAUUUUUGUCUUUGGUUUGCAAGAUUCUUGAUGUGGACUUGUGUGUUGAAACAGGUUUCGUUGUACUGUGGGUGGGUUAUUAUGCCAAUAAUAAACACAUGCGCUGUUUCAAUUUCA
Messenger RNA from Octopus sinensis (East Asian common octopus), 1894 nucleotides. RefSeq names its product leukocyte receptor cluster member 1. Lineage: Eukaryota; Metazoa; Mollusca; Cephalopoda; Octopoda; Octopodidae. The transcript is spliced from 7 exons. The coding region runs from base 134 to 916 and encodes 260 amino acids. The record is from RefSeq and is a predicted model, not a curated record.